AUGACACCGCCAUCGGUGCCAAAGGCGAUGGAGAUCAAGUCCAACGACAUCCAGGACAUUUGCCGACAGUUUGGACUACCAACCGCAGUGGCAGAGGUCUAUCGCAAGCGAAAGAUCAACUCUCUAUACAACUGGCAGAAGCAAUGUCUCACCCACCCCAGUCUGCUACAAGGCUCCAACCUCAUCUACUCGUUGCCGACAUCGGGUGGCAAGACCUUGGUGGCCGAGAUCAUACUCAUCAAGAGUGUUCACAAGGAGAAGAAGAAGACGCUGUUCAUCUUUCCAUUCGUCAGUAUCGUUAUGGAGAAGGCCGAUGCCCUUGUCGAGUUUGGAAAGGCUUUGGGAUUCACGGUCGAGGCAUACUACGGCGUGCAGGGUCUGGUGCCCGUGCCCCCUGGCAAAGGAAUCAUUGUGUGCACCAUCGAGAAGGCCAACAUGAUUAUCAAUCAAUUGAUAGAGGACAAGCGAUUGGACGAACUAGGCACAGUUGUAGUGGACGAGCUUCACAUGGUGGGCGAUGGCGAGCGUGGUGUCCUGCUUGAACUGCUGAUCUCCAAGCUUUUGUUCGUUUCCAAGGGCAAGGUGCAGGUCGUGGGCAUGUCGGCCACCAUCCCAAACCUUGUACUCAUGCAGCAGUGGUUCAGAGGCGGUCUAUUCGAGGACAGCUUCCGACCUGUGGAGCUCAAGGAGUUUCUCACGUACAACAAGGACAUCUAUGAGCGCAAGGGCAAGGUGGUCGAUCAAACCACUACAAGAUUGCUCGAUACGCCCAAAGUGAUAGUGGCUGAGAAGCCUCCAUCACCUCCCAACUCAAAGAAACAACCGACUAUCAUGUUUGACUAUGAGAAGCUGGGCAAGACUGAUGGGUAUCUCGUGUCCCUGGUCAAAGAAGUGAUUCCAGAUCACUCAGCUCUCAUCUUUUGUUCAUCAAUCAAGUUGACCCAAGACGUAGCCCAGUUCAUAUCCAGCCAGCUGGCAUGCUUUGCCAAUCACAAGGAAGAGGAGAAGGGAGGAGUAAUACGUAGUUUACAAGCACUUGGACACAUGGACAAGAUAUUAGAGUCAACGAUCAAACAUGGAGUUGCGUUCCACAAUUCGACAUUGACAAUUGAUGAACGUGAGAUCAUUGAACAGGCAUUCAGGGAGAGGACCAUCAACGUGCUCUGUGCCACUUCGACACUGAGUGCCGGUGUGAACCUUCCCGCCAAACGCGUAAUCAUUCGUUCGCCAAAGAUGGGGAUCAGUGCCAUCACCACCAGACUGUACAAACAGAUGGCAGGCAGAGCCGGACGUGCUGGAAUAGAUGACACUGGUGAGUCCUAUCUCUACUGUCUCAACAAUACCGACUACACCACGUCCAAGAAGAUCAUGUCAUCCGAUCUCGACCCUGUAGUAUCAGGUCUGGCCGAUGCCAAGAACGACAAAUACUUUCUCAAAGUUGUAUUGGACUGUGUUGCUGCCAAGAUAGCCACAACGAUCAAAGAGAUAUACGAAUUUAUUACAUGUACAUUUUACUUCACAUGUUUGCCAGCAUUGACAAACAAACUCAAUUCAAAGUCACCAAUUGAUUAUAUUUAUAGUGAGCUCAGGAAGGCAUUGGUCAAGCUGAGGAAAGAAUCAUUCAUACAAGAGAAGAAGGAGUCCAAUGAUGUAGACGACUGCAAGGACAAAGUUAUUGAAGUCAAAGAAGAGGAGAUACCAAUCGAUAUGGUAUGGGAAUCAACUGGACUUGGAGACGCGACAUUCAGAUCAUCAUUGUCCACGGAGGAAGCAAUCAUUGUGAAGAAAGACCUCGAGAAGACCCAAAGGAAUGGUGUCGUCCUGUGGGGUGACCUUCAUCUCUGCUACAUCACAACACCAAUGUUUGGAUUACCAAAGUUAUACAAUGAAAUGUUAUAUUGGGAACGAUUCAAGAAUCUAUAUAACUCUCUGGAUCAGGUGGACAGAUCAAUUGCCAAUAACAUUGGAGUUGAUCCAGAGUUCAUACAGGAGAGGUUGUACAACAACUCUUUUUCAGCAGCACCGGAGGAAUCAGUGCUCAACAAAUACUUGCGAUUCUAUUGGUCGCUGGCCAUGAGCGAUUUGAUCAAGGAGAUGCCGCUGGGCAUGGUGGCCACUAACUACAACAUUGGCAAGGGCACCCUGCAGAACCUGCUCAAGACAUCUGGAUGCUUCGCAUGGAUGGUCGUAUCAUUCUGCAACAAAUGCCAAUGGUCCAGUCUCGAGGUGUUGAUCAACUCCUACAUCCAUCGACUAGACUCUGGCGUCAAGCCCGAUAUUAUCCCGCUGGUCCAGAUCAAGGGUGUGGGACAGGCACGUGCUCGCGCCCUAUUCAACGCUGGCUUCACCACAGUCAAGUCGAUCGCCACCGCCGAGAAGACUCAGAUCAUGAUGCAUGUCAAGCAACUUAACAACAUGUCCAGGAUUGUUGAGAGGAUCAUAGAGUCGGCGAGAGUAUUACUCGAGAAGCAGUCGGAAGAGUUACAACGCAAGGCCAACGAGUUGUUGGUCGGAGUGGAAGUGUCGACCAAACCUGAUCCUUCUGGGUCUGGUCUUGGGCCUGCUUGA
This is a messenger RNA of Acytostelium subglobosum LB1, 2568 nucleotides long. RefSeq lists its product as hypothetical. Gene Ontology annotation, molecular function: ATP binding; nucleic acid binding. The coding region runs from base 1 to 2568 and encodes 855 amino acids. The record is from RefSeq and is a predicted model, not a curated record. The transcript has 4 exons. NCBI's taxonomy places the organism in Eukaryota, Evosea, Eumycetozoa, Acytosteliales, Acytosteliaceae.